Molecule: messenger RNA, 2066 nt
Organism: Salvia hispanica
Lineage: Eukaryota; Viridiplantae; Streptophyta; Magnoliopsida; Lamiales; Lamiaceae
Product: TAF RNA polymerase I subunit A
Biological process (GO): transcription by RNA polymerase I
Cellular component (GO): RNA polymerase I transcription regulator complex
Molecular function (GO): protein binding
Source: RefSeq, a predicted model, not a curated record
UUGACUCCCUAAACUCUGCAGAAAAGGACUGCAUCGGCGCCUCCAUCUUCCUCCCCGGCGCCCCCUCUCUCUUUCUCUGCAACUCCGCAGAAAGUGAUGAAAUUGGACGUUAAUUAUCCGUCACCGAAGUGCUGCACCGUCACCGAAUACCCGUGCCCUGCUACACUUUAACAUGGCGAAAAAAAAUAAAAAGGCCAGAAAAGGCAGAGAACUCGAAGGGCACAGCGCCGCUAAUCCUUUGCCUCAAGUAAAGAGAUUCAAAGCAAUACAACAGGCAGCCCAGUUACCAAGCACCUGCCUGGUUAGGGGCGUUGGGAACAUUCAAUGGGGGGGCGAGAGCCUACGAUAUGAGCACCGGACGCGGCUGUUCCGGCUCCUCAGCCACCUACUCAUGCACCACAAUUGGGCCGAGGCGAGUGGCGCCUUGAGUGUCUUGAUCCAAGGGACCAUCAAGGACCAUUCUCUCUCUGGAAACCGUGCCAAGUAUACGGCUGCAUUGGAGCUUCUUAGUGUUAUAGAAGGUGAAAAUCUCAGAUCCAGAAGAAUCCAGGGUAUCUAUGAGGUAUGGAUGAAAAAGAUUGGGUUGUUGAAGUACUGGCAUACAAAGCAUAGAUUUUCUGUGCAACUGGAGGUUAUUCUUACUUGUCUUCAACGUGGGAAUACGAGGGAUGCACAUCAAGCUGCUCUCUUUCUCAAGAAGGAGCCUGGUUUUGAUGGCGACGCAGUUGCAAAUUUGGUUGUUGGGUUGACAUUUUGUCAGGUGUGGUAUUCUGGUCUGCCAGAAGAGUUACAAUUGACAGCUCUUGAUUCAUCUGGCUUCGGUUUACAAUCAGAAAUUCCUAUCGAUAAAAUUCACAUGCCGAUUGAAUAUUCUGAGGUUGACAGCCCUCAUGAAGCAGGAGGAGACAACUCGAACAUACAUUGUGGUUCAAUCACAUCUGUAGCCAAAGAUAAAGAAGUAGGUGAAUGCGACAGUAAUAAAAAUUCUAUAGACACUGAGACCAAAGAGAAAAAGGAAACUUCUUGUUUCAGCUAUGAGCUGCAAGACUCUCGUGAGGAAUCAGCCGAACCCAAUGGAAUCAGCGGUUCUUCAUUCUCCGACUGUAGCGGUGACCUUCCUCAAGCCUCUAUUUUCCUAACCCAAGGCUUACCUCCAUGGUUAUUGCCCUUGAAGUUGCCUAUUUCUCAUGAAAAUUUGGAGGAUGCAGUACGUAUGCACAGAAAUUUGCUCAACGAAGACUAUAAGAAUGCAGUAAAACACUUACGUGUUGCUCUUCACACAACACCACCAGCAAUGGAGGCCCUCCACCCUUUUAUACAGAUGCUCAUUCUUGGAGAUCAAGUCCAUGAGGCCCUUGAUGAACUCGGAACGUUAUUUCAAAACUCAGAGACAGUACUCCAACUAAGGUUGCAAGCAAGUCUACUGGAGCAUUUUGAUAGUGGAAAUUAUGUGAAGCUACGUACAUACUUUGAGGACAUCUUGAAGAAGGAUCCCACAUGCAAUGACUCCUUGUCAAGACUUGUGCUCAUGCAUCAGUGUGGAGACUAUGACACACAGAGUUUGGUGGAAAUGUUAGCCUUACACUUAGAUGCUUCACAUGGGACAUGUGACACGUGGCAAGAAUUAGCAUCUUGCUUAUUGAAACUCUCUCAGUGUGAAGGAGACAGAGAGUCUGUCUGCAAUAGUGGCAAUGGUUCUGACAAUCCGGGAUGUUUGGAUGAUUCAAAUAGGGUACCGGAAUUAUUCACCUGUGGCGAGUCUGGAAAAAGUUGGAGAUUACGCUGCAGAUGGUGGCUGAAUCGCCACUUCCAUGACAGGAUCUUGAUGUCUGAGAUCGCCUCAGGUGAUUUGAAGCUUCUGAGCUCUAAAGCAGCUGCAGCUUCACAUAUUUACGGACGGCAUUUCAAAUACGUUGUGAAGACGACUGAAACGGUGGAGAAACAAGACGAUAUGGAACUCUACUGUUUCUUACAAAGUCACCUUCUAAAUUCUGUUGGUUUUUGUACUGUUAAAGGACGGAGUUGAUAUAUAUACAACACGAAAUAGUUACACAGUUUGUCAUCAA